AUCACUGCUGUGUUGUAUCAUCACUGCUGUGUUGUAUCAUCACUGCCGCGCGGCUCAGCUCGCCUAUUGUUGGUUAGUUUGGAGCGGAGCGGAGCACCAAGCAGUCCCAGCAUCCUCCUCCUCCUCCUCCUCCUCCUCCUCCUCCCCUCGCUGCAGGCGAGCGACAUCCUGCAUGCCGCAUCCGCGCUCAACUUGCGCGCCCGCCUGCACUUGGACUCGCAGCAUGACGACCGGUUCGGGGGCACCUUGCAGCCGAGUGCCUCAGGAAUGGUGGGGACUGCACAGCCGCAUCCCGCGGAGCAUGUAAACGUUUGGGAUUUUACUGCCACAAAGGGGGAACGAUGAGCAUCUUCUGGCUGUGUUUGCUCCUGUGCGCCGAUCUCCUCCAUUUAUCCCUGGGAUACUUGACCGUCACCAUCGAGCCGCUGCCUCCGGUGGUCGUGGGCGAGACCGUCACCCUCAAGUGCAACUUCAAAACGGACGGACGACUCCGGGAGAUCGUUUGGUAUCGGGUCACAGACGGAGGCACCAUCAAGCAGAAAAUCUUCACCUACGAUGCCAUGUUCAAUACCAACUACUCCCACAUGGAGGACUACCGCAGGCGUGAGGACCUGGUCUACCAGUCCACUGUCCGGCUCCCAGAGGUCCGCAUCUCGGACAACGGACCUUACGAAUGCCACGUGGGAAUCUACGACCGGGCAACACGGGAGAAGGUGGUCCUGGCGUCAGGGAAUGUUUUCCUCACCGUCAUGUCUCCUCCAAACAACAUCUCGGUGGUGGCGGAGAACACGCCGGCCCCGUUUAGUCGAUACCAGGCCCAGAACUUCACUCUGGUCUGCACCGCCAAGGGAGGGAAGCCGGCACCGUCGGUGUACUUCAAGCGCGAUGGCGAGCUGAUCGAGGUCAUCUCCUACAGUCAACCCUCCUCCGGCGAGCAGCAAGGCGGCGCUUCGGCGGGGUUUCGAGGCGCCAGGCCGCUCAUCAGCCGGGACCUCGACGAGACCAAGAUGCAGCGCUCCCUCUCCCUGCUGGAUCCCGAGAGCCGCUCGGCACGCUUGUACACCGAGGGGCCCCAGCGCGUGCACACUCAGGGCCAGCAGGCCUCCGAGCCCAGCCCCGCCACCGAGGUUAUCCCCGAGACGGUGGUGAGCCGAGAGUUCCCCCGAUGGGUCCACAGCACGGACCCUCUCUACUACUUCAGUCACACUCACAUCCCGCAAAGUGACGGCUCGGUGGUGGUGCAGGCCCGACUCACCUGGACCCUCAACCCCCAGCUGGAUAACGACGCCCUGUUCAGCUGCGAGGUCAAGCACCCGGCGCUCUCCAUGCCCAUGCAGACCGAGGUCACGUUAGCCGCCCCUAAGGGCCCCAAGCUCUUCAUGACCCCCAGCAGGGCCAAAGUUGGGGACACAGUGCGCAUCACUGUGCAAGGAUUCCAGGUAGGACCUCGUGGGAACGAGGUGUUCCCGGAGCCCCUGUUUACCUGGACCCGCGUGGGUGGGCGCCUCCUGGACGGCAGCAGCGAGCGAGAGGGCAAGGAGCUCAUCCUGGAGAGAGUGCCGGCCGAGCUGAACGGCUCCAUGUACCGCUGCACGGCCCAGAACCCUUUGGGCUCCACGGACACGCACACCCGCCUCAUCGUCUUUGAAAACCCGAGCAUGAUGAAAAACACGCAGAGCCAGAACAACGCAGCGUUCCACAAGGAUGUGCUUGGCCUCCUCACGUGGAUGCUGCUGGUCGUUACAGUGACCGUGGAACUGACGUGAAAACUCUCUCACUCGCACACACACACACACACACACACUUGCCCCUCCUACCCCACGCACUCGCACACACACACACACGCAUUUCGAAAGCGAGCAAAACACGGGCGUACGUCCCGCGGCCCCCGCAGGUGUUCUCCAGCCAUCCACAGAACACAUCUGGCGGCCAAAGCCACCCGAUGGCGCUCCUCCCAUUUUUGUAACGGAAUAAUAACCAAGCUAAAAGAACGUGACGACUUUCUCCCGUUUCCCCCGGUUACAUAUUUUUGUUUGGUGUGUCCUUGUCCCGCAUCUGCCUGUUGACCAAUAAAGUUAGUUGAUUGAAAACCGGAAAGACGGCAUUGGGAUGAUAUUUUUCUUUUAACGAGUCUAAGCCGCAUCGCUUUUGGCUGUGGCGCCAAAGAAAGGUCGCCACGCCCAUCUGCCGGAUAUCCCAGGAUGCUCCAGUUCAGCACUGAGAGGUGGGCG
Molecule: messenger RNA, 2231 nt
Organism: Entelurus aequoreus (snake pipefish)
Lineage: Eukaryota; Metazoa; Chordata; Actinopteri; Syngnathiformes; Syngnathidae
Gene: igsf21a
Product: immunoglobin superfamily, member 21a
Exons: 10
Coding region: 342-1766 (474 amino acids)
Biological process (GO): homophilic cell-cell adhesion; heterophilic cell-cell adhesion
Cellular component (GO): adherens junction
Source: RefSeq, a predicted model, not a curated record